UAGUUGGGCAAGCCGACAUCAUACAAAAACCCCAGGAAGCAGUCCAGUGGCCAUCAUCACAUCCAGAGGCUUUCCACCAACUGGGAGUCCGACCACCAACUUGAAAGGGCCUACUGUUGUACGGACAUCCAGGGUGCAGCAAACCCAUUCUAGCUCGAGCUUGUGCAAUGGAAAGCGGUGUUAACUUUGUUGCUGUGGAAGGUCACGAGCUUCUAAACAAAUAUGUUGGAGAGUCGGAAAGAGCCGUGCGAGAUGUAUUCAGUAAAGCUAGAGCUGCGUCACCGUCAAUAAUCUUUUUCGAUGAAAUUGAUGCCCUUGGAACAUCGCGCUUCUCAGAUUCAGAUACUGGAAGUGCACAUGAAGGGGUUCUCACCAGCCUCUUGAACGAAAUGGACGGUGUUCAGGAGCUUGUGGGGGUGACUAUUAUUGCAGCCACGAAUCGCCCCGACGUCAUUGACUCAGCUCUGAUGCGUCCCGGAAAGCUGGAUUGCAUUAUGUAUGUUGGACCUCCCGAUCACGCCGGACGUGAAGAGAUCUUGAAGAUCAGGAUUAGGACGAUGAGCGUCGAAUCUGACUUAGAUCUUCAUGCAAUAGCAGCCAUGACAGACGGCUGCAGCAGCGCGGAAAUCAGCUCCCUGUGCCAGGAGGCUGCUCUACUGACUAUGCAGAAAGAUAUCAACGCCCCAUUUAUCCCGCAAAAUGCCUUUGUCGCAGUCGCAGGUGCCAUCCAAAGGCAAAUCACGCCAGAUGUGAUCAAAAGAUAUCAUCAAUGGAGAGGUCAAACUGGAUCAAGCAGUGUCUGUACCGCACGUUUGUAGGACCCAACCUCACUUCUCAAUUACGAUAUAUACUUUAUCGGUGAUCAGCUACUCAGAUGGCCCAAUGCCUGAGAACCUCCUGCCG
This is a messenger RNA of Suillus discolor, 903 nucleotides long. RefSeq names its product spermatogenesis-associated protein 5-like protein. NCBI's taxonomy places the organism in Eukaryota, Fungi, Basidiomycota, Agaricomycetes, Boletales, Suillaceae. Bases 168 to 818 code for a protein of 216 amino acids. Gene Ontology annotation, cellular component: cytoplasm. The record is from RefSeq and is a predicted model, not a curated record. The transcript has 7 exons. Gene Ontology annotation, molecular function: ATP binding; ATP hydrolysis activity.